AUGAUUGGCCAAACACCUUAUAUUAUUGCUAGGGACUUGGCAGAGGUGGAUGAGAUUCUCAAUCGCCUCAGCUUCGACCGACGAGACGGCAGCUGUGUUCAAUGCGAUGACAGGUCGAAGCUCAAGUGCCCGGCCUGCCCGGCAGGUGAAAGUUGCCAGUAUACCGUGCCCGUCACCUGCUCACAAUGCGCAAAGGCUUUCUGUGUAGGAGAUGAUUCGGCUGGCAACGGGGUCCAGAAUGGUGGUGACAGCAGCAGUAACAGCGGCGGUCCCAGCGCAGGGCCAAUUGCGGGAGGCGUCGUUGGUGGUAUUGCCGCUAUAGCUAUCAUCACGUUUCUCAUUUGGAAAUUUGUGAUCAAACCGAAGCGGGCAUCGAACCCUCAUCACUCCGUUUACGAGUCGGAAAUAAAUCCUGCCCGCCACGUCGAGAAGGACGCUGCUUCAAGAAUGACGCGCCGCUCGUCAACCCACACAGUUCAUUCCAUCGCUUCAACGGUUCUCACACGGGCAUCCAAUAUCAUCCAGAUUGCUUAUAUCCCCGGUGUUACCAACCGCGCUACGCCAACCUCGCCCACCGUCCUGGUGCCUCCCGUUCCCCCGAUCCCUAUGCAGCACUCCGAGGGCAGCCGUCAUAGUAGCCAGGAUGAACAGCACUUCUUUGUUCCUGGCAACCUUCGAGACUCGACAUACUCGGGCAUCUCGUCCUUCUCCGACCGCACCUCGUAUGCACCCCGAUCCAGUAUCGCGUCUACAAUCUACGGCAAGCAGGCUCAGGUUCAGACGCCCGCUCAGACGGGCAUGCGCGCCAAGCCAACUGUUGUCAGCGUUAGGUCCGCUGCUGUUGGCGCUCCCGGCACGCCUCCCGUGCCUGCCAUUGACUUUGAGAGGUUUGGUGGCGGUCGACCUGACAGUGGUGCAAGCAACUUUAGUGUUGGCUCAACAUAUUUGAACAACGCAAACACCGCUCAACACGGGCGUGCCCAGGUUGUCAAGCUUGGCAGUGGAUUGAAAAAGAUUGAAAUUGCGGCCAGGUCUGAUGCCAGCGUCUCGUCGACAUCUUUGGUGUCUGCUACUUCGUCCAAGGAUAGCUCAGGUGCCAUCCCAAUCGUCGCAGAAUCGCCGUCAAACGACCAAGGACCAUUCUCGGACCCACCGGAGCGCAAGGUCAAUGCCAUUAGCACUCCUACUCUAGGCGCUGUUAUGGAAGAGGCCGAAGAGCGUCGUGGCGUGGACAAGACCGAAAGACCCGGCUCUGGGGAUCGUGGUCGAAGUCCCUUUGGCGAUGAGCACGCCACCAAGGAAUAA
Messenger RNA from Metarhizium brunneum ARSEF 3297, 1305 nucleotides. RefSeq lists its product as uncharacterized. NCBI's taxonomy places the organism in Eukaryota, Fungi, Ascomycota, Sordariomycetes, Hypocreales, Clavicipitaceae. The record is from RefSeq and is a predicted model, not a curated record.